ACUGUCAUUCAGACAGCAUAAAAUCUAGUGUCAUUUUGAAGCAGAACAAAAAUCUCAGUUUCCUGAAAUCCUACGAAGCUCUUGCCUCAUCAACUACCUACAAACUAUUCUUCGAUUCAGUCUACAUCUAACAUCUUGGUUCUUAAAUGGUAAUCUGAACCCUUAACCGAAUGCGAAAAAGUUUCGCAAAAAGGACCGUCAAAGCUCCAUACCCAUUGACGCUCAAAAUUCCCGACUUGCUAGCACCCAAGCUUUGCGUAUUUCAUCCUGUGAAAUGGCCAAACUCUCCGGAUCAACAGCCAUGAACAGCGUGCUGACAUUGGAGAAACAGCUCAAGGAGAAGAAUAGAUAUCUGGAUCUAAUCAUAAAUGAGUGCCAGAAUAAGCCCAUGGUCAAAACGAGUCUGUUUUUAAAGCAGCGUUGCGACUCCCAGGAGCAAGAGGAUGACCCUAUACUGGCCCUGCAACAACAAGUCAAUUCCAUCCGCAAUCUAACUAUCCAUUGUCCUGCAGUCCAGUCUCUUGAAAUCGAAAUUGAAACCCAAGACAAAAAUGGGAUAAAAAAGGAAAUCACACCACCGGUCUUAGAAAUUGGCAAAAAGCGACGUUUUUGGAGCUCCACAUAUUUGAGGGACGACUAUGUCGAGCAAUUUAGGCGUAGGGUGGCUCAAAGAACCGAAAUAAACAUGAAACACUUAAAUGAGGCAUAUCAGGUGUUUCUCAGAGCCAAAAAUAGGCGCAUUGCCUACGAAGGCGGUAUAUACAAGGCGCUUCUCUUAGAGGAAUUCAUGCCUAAGUCCCUCCAUGCCAUAGAGGAGGUACAAAUCAGCAGCGAGUUAAUUCCGCUGACCAAAGUGCAGCAGGAUCGGCUGAUGGAAUUGUCUGAGGGUCCGCUGGAGCAGGUAAUUGUUACCAAGUUCAAGUUGGACAUCCAUCGCAGCGAAAUCAAAAUCCUGACUGAAGGCGCCUGGCUGAACGACGUUAUAAUCAACUUCUACAUGAACCUACUGGCCGAGCGCUCCGAGAAGCGUCCUGGUCAAGUGCCCAGCGUGUACGCCAUGAACACUUUCUUCGUGCCCCGCCUGCUGCAGAGUGGUUUCGAUGGCGUCAAACGCUGGACUCGCAAGGUGGAUCUGUUUAGCAAGGACAUCAUACUUGUGCCUGUUCACCACAGCGGCGUUCACUGGUGCCUGGUCGUAAUCGAUUUGCGUGCAAAAACAAUGCUAUACUACAAUUCAAAAGGCGGCGGCAAUCCAAAGGUGAUGCGAGCACUUAAAAUAUACCUGCGAAUGGAGUCGUUAGACAAGCGACAGAAACCUCUGGACACCAACGACUUUCGCAUCGAGCAUGCCCAAAAUGUGCCGCAACAGGACAACAUGGACGAUUGCGGCGUUUUCACCUGCAUGUUCGCGGAAUACCUAACGCGGGAUGCUUUAAUAACGUUCUGCAAAGAUGACAUGAACUAUUUUCGCAUUAAGAUGGUUUUGGAGAUAGCCGACGGCGAGCUGUGGAAGUAGGCGUUUAGACUUUAUUUCUUACUUAACUUUUUAGUUUUUAGCUUACUUAUAAAUAAGUUGAGCGUGCUAUACAAUAAACUAAAAUGAAAAACAG
Drosophila teissieri is the source of this 1610-nucleotide messenger RNA. Its product is annotated as sentrin-specific protease 1. The record is from RefSeq and is a predicted model, not a curated record. Gene Ontology annotation, cellular component: nucleus. NCBI's taxonomy places the organism in Eukaryota, Metazoa, Arthropoda, Insecta, Diptera, Drosophilidae. The transcript has a single exon. Gene Ontology annotation, biological process: protein desumoylation. Gene Ontology annotation, molecular function: deSUMOylase activity. Bases 275 to 1516 code for a protein of 413 amino acids.